AUUACAAACAGUGAAGUGCAUACGAAUGAACAGAAUAAAAAUAUUAGAUUAAAUCACUUCAUGAAUUUUUUAAUGUAUCCUGGUUAUUUAUAAUUAAUAUUUAAGCAUAACAUUGCAUAGUAAUUUUAUCAAAAUACUACUUAACAACCAUCUCCCAAUCAAAAAAUAUCCCAAAAAGUCUUUCCAAUAAUCGCGAGAUAUAGGUUAUUUUUUUGUCAAAAUUGAAAGUAUAAAUAUGAGAUGCAUUUAAAAUAUGUUCAGCAGUGCGUUUCUGCAACGGUUAUUGAGUACAAUUUACAUUAUUACGAGAAAACUGAAUUUAAUUAGAGACAAAAAUUACAUAAACGGAGAAUGGGUAUCUGCUGGGAGCAGCCAGCAAUUCGAUGUUUACAAUCCAGCAGACGGUAGUGUGAUAGGUAAAGUGCCCGAUGUAGAUGCUAAGGACGCCAAAAAAGCUGUAGCUGCUGCUGCUCGAGCUUUCGAAACGUGGAAAGAAAUCGUUCCCAAAAAAAGAACUAAGCUACUAAAAAAAUGGUUCAGCCUAUUGAACAAAUACAAGAAGGAAAUGGCUAAUAUCUUAACCCGAGAAUCGGGAAAACCCUUGCCGGAAUCGAUCGGCGAGGUAAUUUACGGCAACAGCUACUUAGAGUGGUUUUCCGAACAAAUACUUCAUAUACGAGGCGAAAUAAUCCCCAGCGAUUCCACCAGAAAGUUGCUAAUAGAACAUCAUCCCAUAGGCGUGGUGGUAAUAAUAACCCCUUGGAAUUUUCCCUAUUCGAUGAUAGCGAGGAAAAUGAGCGCAGCCCUAGCCGUGGGAUGCACUUGCGUCAUCAAACCCUCCGAGGAAACCCCGCUGGUAGCCCUAGCGAUGGCGAAAAUCGCCCAAAAAUCCGGCAUCCCCAAAGGAGUCAUCAACAUCAUUACUUGCAGCAAACGAAACGCCCCGAGCGUCGGUAAUCUGUUAUGCACGAGCCCUCUAGUAUCCGGGGUAUCUUUCACCGGGUCCACGCAAGUAGGAAAAAUUAUAUACAAGCAAUGCUCGAAGGGCGUGAAACGCCUAGCAUUAGAACUAGGCGGUAAUGCCCCGUUUAUAGUCUUCAACUCCGCUGAUGUUAACAGCGCCAUCGAUGGAGCCAUGGAGGCCAAAUUCAGGAACUGCGGCCAAACUUGCGUGGCAGCCAACAGAUUCCUGAUCCAAGACGGAGUGUUCGAAGAAUUCGUGUGCAAAAUGGUCAAAGAAGUCGAGCGAUUGAAGAUAGGAAAUGGGUUAAACGAAGGAGUCAACAUCGGGCCGUUGAUCAACGAGGCGCAUCUGAAGAAAGUUACCGAAUUGAUGGAAGACGCCCGAUGUAAGGGCGCUAAAUUACUAACAGGUGGCAAGCAGCUCGAGAAGCUGGGGAAGCUGUUUUUUCAACCAGCUGUCGUCACCGGUGUGAAGAACAACAUGCGGUUGUAUACUGAAGAAAUAUUCGGUCCGAUCGUUGGUGUUAUUAAAUUCGAAACGGAAGAGGAUUGUGUGAGAAUAUCGAACGGUACUAACUACGGUUUGGCGUCGUAUUUGUUUUCGAAAGAUGUGCAACAAAUAUUUAGGGUUGCUAGAAAGCUGGAAGCUGGAAUGGUGGGUGUUAAUGAAUGCAGAGCGUUCCCUGUGGAAACGCCUUUCGGCGGUAUCAAGGAAUCCGGAUUUGGUCGAGAGGGCUCUCACCACGGGGUUUUGGAAUACACCUAUAUAAAAUAUACUUGCCUGGGGGAUUUGUAAAUGUUGAUUAAGAUUAAUUAAUAGCUAUUAUUCAGAUUAAAUCUGAGAAUCUGUUGUUGCAAUGUGUGGUUAUUAAAGUGUAGACUAAUAAAUGCGCCUGAUAUGCAAAUGUCCAAGUCCAAGAUAUUUAUUGCUAUUUUCCGAAUAGGUUAAACGUUCAAUAUUGGAAUUUAGAGAGAAUUAUCAUUUUUC
Molecule: messenger RNA, 1951 nt
Organism: Phyllotreta striolata
Lineage: Eukaryota; Metazoa; Arthropoda; Insecta; Coleoptera; Chrysomelidae
Source: the annotation of a GenBank genome assembly